UGCUGUGAAAAAACACCCCCCCCACCCAAACCUAUAUUUGCUACACUGGAGGGGUGGGGGAGAAAAGGCCCAGCAGAGGAUAGGAAAUGAGGAGGGUCAGCUGCCUUCUGGCAGUGGUCCUUUUCAUCCUUGCUGUGAUCAAUGCUGAGUGUGCCUCUAGACCAGGGCCCAGAGUGUGCUCCAUGGGGCUGAAGAGCCAGGUGGCGUCCUACCUCGUGUCCCAUGCCCAACCUGUGUACCAGCCUUACCUCACCUUGUGCCAGGGAUACAGGCUCUGCAGUAUGUACAGAACCAUCUACAAAACUGCCCAGCGCGUAGCGUAUCGGAAGCAGUCCUAUCCAACAUAUGCCUGCUGUCUUGGGUGGAGACGGGCAAAUGGUGCCCCUGGGCAUGGAUGCAGUAUAGCAAUCUGCCGCCCCCCUUGCCAGAAUGGUGGGAAGUGUCUGUCCCCUAACAAGUGUUCUUGCCCUUCAGGAUGGAGCGGAAGGAGUUGCCAGACAGAUGUCGACGAAUGUGCUGGAGGGAGACACGGGUGCAGCCACACCUGUCACAACGUGGUUGGGAGUUACCACUGCACCUGCCAGCAAGGUUACGAACUCGGUGCGGAUGGAAGGACCUGUGAGGCUCUGGGGGUGCCCACGGAUGCUGUGAGCCCUGCUAGUACCACCAACCUGAUGGUGGAGGAUGAAGUGCGGCAGCUGAAGACCAGGAUGGCUGCUCUGGAGGAAAAAUUUCAGCUCACGCUAGCGCCAUUCCUCAAAGUGGAGGUGCCAGGGUUGGAGGGGACCCCUGCCGACCCCAUCGCUCUCCUGGUGCACUCUUUGCAGAAGCUGGACAGAAUUGACUCUCUCAGUGAACAGAUCUCUUUCCUGGAGGAGCGGCUAGAGAUUUGUUCUUGUAAAAAUGAAGGUGAAGGAAGAGAACAGAAGGUUCAAAUGGAGCGGGACUCCUAGCCUCUUCUCUGUCACCAAAGUAUGCAUCUGUACAGCAACGAAUAACUUUGUGGACUAAAGAAGCAAAGUGAAGCCAUCAGGCGAUAAAGAAACACAGGAUGCCUGCUAGAAAGGAACUCUUAUUGAUGUCCUGAAAAUUAAGCAAGCUGCAGCUUCUGGUAAUAGAGAGGCUUGCAACUCCCAUCCCCAAAUGUGGUACAUAGGAAGCUGCCUUAUACUGAGUCAGACCCUUGGUCCAUCUAGCUCAGUAUUGUCUAUACUGGCAGCAGCGGCUAUCCAGGGUUUCAGUUCUUCCCUUAAAAAUUAAGCAAGAUUCUAGACCUCAUUGUUCUGUAUAAAGGACUUAAGUAGCAACAAAAGAAGCUGCCUUAUACAAAGUUAGACCAUUGGCCUUUUUAGCUCAGUAAACUACCUUGUUUUUGUUUUUUCUUUUGUUGGUGGAAGGAGAAGAGAGGUUGAAGGCUGUGUUAUCUUAAAGCAGCUUUGCCCAAACCUGAUACCUUUGGGACUACAACUCCCAUCAUUUCUAGCCCUUGAGCCAUGCCAGCUCUGGUGGCUGGGUGGCUGACAUGAGUUAAGCAUCCGGCAACAGAAUCAGGCCAGUGGCCCAUCUAGUUCAGCAUCCACACAAGAGCCCAGUGGCAUCUUAGCUGUGAUUCCUGCAUUGAAUUAGAUGACCCUUGGGGGCCCUUCCAACUCUAUGAUACUUAUGUUCUGGAGAGCUGCAGGUUCCACCCUACUCUGGGCCAUGCCUCCUGUUUUCUUCCGCCACCAUAAAGCGCGUACAAAACCUUCCUAUUUUGAAAAUAAUUGCCUAGAGAGAACUUAAUGGUACAAUUUACUCACUCUUCUAUCAAAAGUGCAAAGGCUUGGCACCAGUAAUGACCUGAUGCAAUAAUAUUAUUAUUUUCCUUUUGGAAAUAAGUUGUUCCCCCCCCCCCCAAUAAAAGACACACACACAAAGAGAGUUAAAUGCUAUUCUUUGGAAAGCGGUUGCAAUAAUGGGCUUAAGGAGAGGAGGUGGCAUAGCACUCAUGUGCAGAAAUAGGGUCACUGGGUGUAACCUCUCUUCAGAUGACAAGAAACUGUAUUGGGGGAAUUUACUGCCAGAAAUGGUGGUGGCUGCUGCCAACAUUCAGGGCUCCAAGUAGAUGAUUUUAAGAAAUCCAUAGAGCCUCCCAUUCAAUUUAGUGGCUGUAUACACACCCACUCAUAUCUGAUAAGAAAUUGAUCGGUUUGGCAGUGCCUGCAUUGGGAACUCCCUGUCUAUUGACACCCCAUGGGUGCCUGCUGAAACAUUGUUUAGACAAGCCUAUACAGAUGAUUUAGAAAGCUGGUGCCAGUUUUAGUCUCUUUUGUUAUUUUAGUCUCUUAUUGUUAUCUCAACUUUUCAAAAGA
Lacerta agilis (Sand lizard) is the source of this 2351-nucleotide messenger RNA. RefSeq names its product EGF like domain multiple 7 (gene EGFL7). Gene Ontology annotation, molecular function: calcium ion binding; signaling receptor binding. The record is from RefSeq and is a predicted model, not a curated record. Bases 87 to 953 code for a protein of 288 amino acids. Gene Ontology annotation, cellular component: extracellular region; cell surface. The transcript is spliced from 8 exons. Gene Ontology annotation, biological process: anatomical structure development. NCBI's taxonomy places the organism in Eukaryota, Metazoa, Chordata, Lepidosauria, Squamata, Lacertidae.